AUGCUCCCAUCCAUCCAUGAAUCUGCUGUAUGCAAUGCAUGUAUCAGUGUCACAUCAUUUUCUCUUCUUUUCAGAUCAUUGAACAUGUAUGAUAAUCUUGGAAACCCAUCUGGGGUGCCAAGACCACCAGUUAGUACACCACAAACUCCAUUUGGGAAUCCAUUUUAUGGUGCCAGUUCAGGACUAAUCAGAGGUGGACUUGGUGCCUAUGGAGAAAAAAUCUUAGGUUCAAGCUCCGAAUACGUGCAAAGUAAUAUUAGUAGAUACUUCUCUGAUCCACAAUAUUAUUUCCAAGUCAACGACCAUUAUGUGAGGAACAAAUUGAAGGUUGUUCUAUUCCCCUUUCUUCACAGGGGUCAUUGGACAAGAAUUACUGAGCCAGUAGGGGGUAGGCUAUCAUAUAAGCCUCCCAUUUAUGAUAUCAAUGCUCCAGAUCUGUAUAUCCCAUUAAUGGCUUUUGGUACAUAUGUUGUUCUUGCUGGCUUCUCAUUGGGACUUCAAGGAAAGUUUACCCCAGAAGCAUUGAACUGGCUGUUCAUGAAGGGAAUAGUGGGUUGGUUUUUACAGGUUUCACUUCUAAAAAUGUCGUUAUUUUCAUUGGGUGGUGCAGAGGCACCUCUGCUGGACAUCGUAGCUUACGCUGGGUAUGCGUUCGCUGGAUUAUGCCUGGCGGUUUUUGGCAGAAUCAUCAUGUCCUACUCCUACUACUUCUUGAUGCCAUGGACUUGUCUCUGUAUGGGAAUCUUUUUGGUGAAAACAAUGAAACGUGUCCUUUUCUCAGAGGUUAGAAGUUUUGAUUCCAGCAGGCAUCAUUAUCUGCUGCUUUUUAUCGCGUUAGCACAGUUUCCCCUCUUUGUUUGGCUUGGGAACAUUACCGUUAAUUGGCUUUUUUAGAAUAAUUGUUUAGUUUUUUGAUGUAAAAUAGGUGACUUUUUGGUUGUGGUUUUUGCUUUGUUGAAUGCAUAGAGAAUGCUAUUUAUACAGCAACAAGUUGUUACAUUUGUAGUGGAGUAUGUAAAAGGAGACUUGCAUUA
Molecule: messenger RNA, 1034 nt
Organism: Lactuca virosa
Lineage: Eukaryota; Viridiplantae; Streptophyta; Magnoliopsida; Asterales; Asteraceae
Source: the annotation of a GenBank genome assembly